CUUCGGUUCACGACGCCACCGUCGUGGCUUUCACACGCUUUGGCUGUUGUGACACGUUUAUUUUUUUAAUACCUCUUAUCGCACUCUUGUGCGACGUGCGUUCGGUGUAGAACGAAGUGUUGAAUAUACUCGUAAAAUACUCUCUAGUGUUGACUGUUUAAUGCCGUUGAACGAUGUGAGCAGGGCAGUCAAGCAGUGCAGUGCAGUGUGGUGCAGUGCAACCAGCAUAAGCAGAUAAGCAGAGGAACUGAGCGAAACUGAGGGCUGAUUGAACGUGUUGGACACGUUUCGAAGCUGUGUCAAGUGAGGCGGCGGCGUGUCAUUUUUAAAACACGCUGUGAAGGAAAUGCAUGUUUUAUUAGUGGAAUUUGCUAUAUACUGAAUUUUAGUGGAGUGAAUUUUACUUUACUUCAGAAUUUUAUACUUUCUCGAAUAAUGGCUCGAAACGCGGAAAAAGCUAUGACCACUUUAGCCAGGUGGAGAGCAGCUCAAGUUAAUGAUAUGGGAAAAGAAAAAGAAAGACGACCAUAUCUUGCAUCAGAAUGUCAUGAUUUACCCAAAGCAGAGAAGUGGAGACUUCAAAUUAUUAGAGAAAUUGCAAAAAAAGUGGCUCAGAUUCAAAAUGCUGGCUUAGGUGAAUUUCGCAUUAGGGAUUUAAAUGAUGAAAUCAACAAAUUGUUACGUGAGAAAGGUCACUGGGAAGCACAAAUACGAGAAUUGGGUGGACCUGACUACGCUAAAGUGGGACCUCGUAUGCUAGAUCAUGAAGGAAAAGAAGUUCCUGGCAAUAGAGGAUACAAAUACUUUGGUGCUGCAAAGGAUUUGCCAGGUGUAAGAGAGUUAUUUGAACAAGAACCUCCUGCCCCGCCUAGAAAAACGCGUGCUGAAUUGAUGAAAGAUAUAGAUGCUGAUUAUUAUGGUUACCGUGAUGACGAUGAUGGGCUCCUUCUACCUUUGGAACAAAAUGAGGAAAGAAGAGCUAUUCAACGAGCAGUUUCUGAGUGGAAAAGUAAAAAAGAAGCAGCACUCAAUUCAACUGAGGAAGGUAGUGCUGCAAAUGAAGAGGAGGAAGAAAAUAUAUAUGCAGUUCCUGAUCAUGAUUCUGAUGAAGAUGAACCACAAUUAAAAGAUGACACGUUACAACCAAGAUUUAUUGCUCAUGUUCCGGUUCCAUCUCAACGUGAAGUAGAAGAAGCUCUCCUUAGGCGGAAGAAACAAGAACUUUUGGAUAAAUAUGCUAGUGACUCUUUGAUAAAACAGUCGGAAGAAGCAAUGGAUUUACUUGGAGUGAAUAAUAGAUGAUAUUUUUGUAUCUGCCAGACAUUUGCAUAAUUGUCGAUUUUUAUGUGUGUGUAUGUAUGGAUGUGUGUGUGUAUAUAAAUAAUAAUAGCAUUUUUAUGAAUAAAGGAUUUGUAACAAAUUGUCAUUCAAAUGUGCUUUAGUAUUAUUAAAAACAGUUAUGUGGAAAGAAACUGUUUUCUAUUGCAGAACUGGAUUAUAAAAAAUCUCUAAUAGAUUCUUUUAAAAAUAAAUAUUUUGAUAUUUAAUGGCAAUAUAAAUUGUUAAUAUUGAUAACAUUACAUUGUGAAUUAAUAAGAUAACAUUGUGACCAUAAUUGUCACUGGACUGCCAGCCCGUGUCCCUGUCCGAUCAUCCGUUCAUGAACAACACUAGCGCCUAAACAAUUUGUAGGAUGUUUUCCGAAAUCGGAGAUUUUGAAAAGAAUUUUAUUUUAAUUUAAGGCCUGCUUAACACAAAGCUUCUGAAACUUUUAAACAUUUUCUCAAAAAUAGCAGGUCAAAACAAAGGUUUGAAUUGUUAUGGCGUUUCCAACUAAUAUUUAAGAAAGUGAUUGUUUCUUCAAAUAAGAUCUGUUCUUCACAAUUAGUUCUUUAAUAAUAUCGUGUUCAUUGUUUUGAAAAUAGUUUUCAUGCAAUUUUGAGUAAAAUAUGGUCGUUAUUAAAAUUAAAUUUUGUCAAUAUGGGUUACAUUUUUCCUUUUAAUUUUUCUUCAGGAUGUUCUAAAUACAUUUAAUGAUAUGACGUAAUCGCAAUUGUGAUGUAUUCAUUUGUUAUUUUAAAAAUUAACAAUUCGGGUGUUUUUGAUAUUGUAUUGCAUUGCAUUUGUGUGUACAAGACUUCAGAUAUAUUCUAGUGAAGUUUCUCAAGUUUUCUGUUAAAAUUAACUCUUAAAUUGUCAUUUCCAGAAACACUCGAAUACUAUUUUCUGGAAA
Molecule: messenger RNA, 2233 nt
Organism: Gryllus bimaculatus (two-spotted cricket)
Lineage: Eukaryota; Metazoa; Arthropoda; Insecta; Orthoptera; Gryllidae
Source: the annotation of a GenBank genome assembly